Phyllopteryx taeniolatus (common seadragon) is the source of this 2479-nucleotide messenger RNA. RefSeq names its product RNA polymerase II elongation factor ELL-like. The record is from RefSeq and is a predicted model, not a curated record. NCBI's taxonomy places the organism in Eukaryota, Metazoa, Chordata, Actinopteri, Syngnathiformes, Syngnathidae. Gene Ontology annotation, biological process: snRNA transcription by RNA polymerase II; positive regulation of transcription elongation by RNA polymerase II; transcription elongation by RNA polymerase II. Gene Ontology annotation, molecular function: cis-regulatory region sequence-specific DNA binding. The transcript has 12 exons. The coding region runs from base 200 to 1921 and encodes 573 amino acids. Gene Ontology annotation, cellular component: transcription elongation factor complex.
CGGCGUACUCCAGAAGAGAGCGCGAGAAAAGCGGAGGACAACAGGCAGGCAGCCCCUUUCUUUCUCUCUUUUUUUUCUUCGUCUUAUUCUCCCUUGCUUUCCCUCUUCCCACAGCACCGGCCAAUGUCCAUUUGUUUAACCUCCCAGCUCGGAAGCAGCAGUAGCAGCCGGCCAGCCAGCGGCCUCGCUCCGUGCGACCAUGCUGGAGGAGAACCGCGGCUACGGGCUGUCCACCGGCAGCUCGUUGGCGAACGUCUCCGUGUUUCACCUCAAACUAACUGACAGCGCGGCGACAGCCAUUAGCAACCUCCGCCACCAACACGACAAGACUUCAUUGGCACCUCCCACCAUCUGUUUCAAUGGAAACCAAGGGAAAAUCACAAUUCCCUGCUCCGAGAGUGGCGGCGACGCCAGGGUCUUCAUGUUCGGCGUCACCAACGUUGCCUGUGACAAUCCACAGGGCAGCUUCGACUGCAUCCAGCAACUUUGCUCCGGCUCUGUGCAGAAGCUGUCGUGUCUGGGCGUGAUCCAGAAGAAGAUGACUGUGAGGGCCACGGACGACUCGUACGACAAAGCCCUGCAGAGCAUGGCGCAGGCCGAGGAGGAGAACCGCAGCCGGGGGGCCAUCGUCAUUAAGCAGGGAGGACGCUUCAAGCAAGGGAAGAAGGUGACGGUGCGCGCCCCGGCCCCGGCACUGGCCAGCCUGAGCAAACCCCGUCGGACGGCCAAGACCCUCCUCCCGGGCGGCGGCAACGUCAAAGCGGUUGCCAUCGGGUCCAAGGGCAGGAAAGGUGUCUGUGUGUCCAACGGGAGGUGCGACGUGCACCGGCGGCCCAUCAGAGAGAGGGUGACGCACCUGCUGGCCCUCAGGCCCUACAGGAAGCCAGAGCUCAUGUUGAGACUACAGAAGGACGGCCUGACGCCACUUGAUAAAAACAUGCUGGACUCCGUGCUCAAUGAUGUGGGACAUCUUAAUAGCAGGGACAACACGUUGGUGUUGAAGGACUGCCUGUACAAGGAGCUGCAGAAGGACUGGCCCGGGUACACGUCAGGAGACCAGCAGCUCUUCAAACGAAUCCUUGUCAGGAGAUUGUUCCAGCCUCAACAGAACCUCUUCGCCGUCCCCGAGACCCAGGUUAGCCCGCUGCGGGACACGCCCAACUCGUCGCCGGCGCACCGUCCCAAACCGGCCCUGGCCGAGGAGUACACGGACCCUCUGGUCAGCAAGAAGACCAGGAUAUCGCACUUGACCCGCAAAGCCGCCGUGGCGCUGGGCGACGACAGCCGUUCCGUGCGCUCGCUGGACCCCCGCAGGCUUUUGGACUCGUUGUCGACGGCCUGCGGACAGAAAGCGGAGACGACCGAUCCGGCCCCUGACGUGGACAGAAACACCGUCAAAAGGAAGAGCAGCAAACACAGAGAACAGGAGGAGAAGAAGAGAGGUGGCAAAGAAAGGAAAACGGAGACCAGUUCAGCUGAUCUAACCACUCAAGUAGCUGGUGACCGUACAGAAGCUGCUUUUGUGACGUUAGACCCCGAUGGCCUACAAGCUGCCGAGCAGAGCACUGAUUAUUUAACGACGUACACUGAGAUCAGCAGUCCCGCUCAGCGUCAGCGCUACAAGGAGGAGUUCAACAAGGAGUACAGCGAGUACCGAGACCUCCACGCCCGCAUCGACGGCGUCACCCGCCAAUUCAUGGAGCUGGACACGCAGCUCAAGCAGCUCCACCACGAUUCGCACAAAUACAAGACUAUUCACAAUCAGAUCGUCCAUGAUUAUCGCCAAAUAAAAAAGUCCAACCCGAACUACAGCCAGGACCGUGUCCGCUGUCAGUACCUCCACAAUAAGCUGGCUCACAUCAAGAAACUCAUAUCAAAGUUCGACCAGCGGCAACUAGAGCAGCAUUCUGCCCCCAACUGAGGAGGAAAAAGUAAAACUCUACUGUCGCAUUAACAGAGCACCGGAAACUCUGGUCUCGCCGUUCGAAUGGUCGCAGGUCUGCAGCGACGGGAAGAGCGCCAACGAUUGGUGUGCGACGAUCGCUACUACUGAGGUCGUACGGAGCAGCAGUCACAAGCUCUGAAGCACGAGGAGUGACGGCACUAUGAUGACAAAAAAAAAAACUAUGUUUUUGAGGCCGAUGUUCACACUGAGAAGACUGUUGUUCUCCUGAUUUUAUUUUUUGUCUUGGUGAAAGAAAAGCCUAUCAGUGUCCCUCCUAUUUAAGGUACAGACAUCCAGUCUUGUUCAUUAAGGUGUUGGAAUCCGUAUUCAGGGAGUUAAAGGACUACAAGGUUGAAAACAUGUCGUUGCAUGCUACGUUUUACAUAACUCAUGCUCGCCAAUGAGUCUAUUUUUUGUGUGUCAUUUUCGUUCACCUUCAUUGCAUCAGUUAUAAUACAACGGUUGAAAAAUAACCAACAACAAAAAAAAAAACAUACAAACUCAGACUCGUGAAUAAAUUACUAUUUGAAUGUA